Molecule: messenger RNA, 3144 nt
Organism: Parnassius apollo (apollo)
Lineage: Eukaryota; Metazoa; Arthropoda; Insecta; Lepidoptera; Papilionidae
Source: the annotation of a GenBank genome assembly
AUGGAUAAAAAGAUAGUGCGCAAAGGGCCGCUGCCUGGGGGUCGCCGGGGCGCGUCUGGAGCUGGCGCUGGACGCGGCAGCAUGCGGGCCGCCAGCCGAGCGCGAGGAGCUGCACGGUCACCUACCAGCCCUCCGCAUCCAUCAUCCCCACCAGAAGGCUUGGUGUCGGCUGGGUCUUCUCGGACUCAGCAAGCGGCACCCGCCGCUGGUGGAGCACGUCGCAUGCGUUGGUCACAAGAAAUGAAUGCAAACGCACUGCGGGCGUACUUUAGGGCAAAAGGGGAAGAAACUGGAUGUUUGGCGUAUCGGACUAGGAUGCAUCGUCUUUUUGCUGAGCUGGAGCCAUCUUUAAUCGUCACAGAGCAAAACCUGGCAGAACGAGUUCGGUAUAUCUUGCGCUCAAAUAUAUUUGAUGUCGCCGAACUCGAACGGCUACGACGUGAGGCUGUUCCCUCGUCGGAUGAGAAUGCUACGGCUGAGGAUGCGGCGCCACAAAUGGUAGAGCAACCCGCAAACGUGGAUGCCGCCGUGAAUACCCCAGUUGUGGUUGAUUCAAACGAUGAUGGAACAGUCGCCCAGGAACUGGAAUUAGAGCAUAUGAGGAGUAUAUUGGAAGAGGCGAUUGUGGAAACGCGCAGUACGCCUCUCGAAAAUCGACCGCGACUUCCCCGCAUAGCCCUAAGCAAGCGGAAUCGGGCUGUCGUGAGGGCUCUGAACCCAAUGCUGGUUACCUAUUUGGAAGCCAGCCGGGACCUUUGCGAGACGGACUCAAUUCUUUUUGGCGCCGCGCUGGCAGUCUGCCGUAUCAUAGGCGCCAAGGUUUCCACGGCUGGACGCGCUACUGGCCAUAGUAGCGCUAUCCCAGCAUGGAGAAGAAGAAUUGAGGAACGUAUCGCAAAGGCUAGAGCUCUCAUCGGCAGACUGAUAUGCUUCAGAUCAGGCAACAACAGGCCAAGAAUUGUGCGCACCGUCAGGAUGGCGUUUGCUGGGACAAAUGUCAGUUUGUCCCAGCCGGAUAUAACGCAAAAACUGACGGAGCGCAUAGAUGAUCUGAAGCAGAGAAUCGCUGCUUGGGGAAAGCGGAUUCGGCGAUAUACCGAGAGGUCGACACGGUUCAACCAGAAUCGUCUCUUCCAGAGUGAUCAGAAGAGGCUCUAUGAAUCAUUGGAGCGACCAAUGGUAAGUGGAACGGGUCCAGCACCGAAUCAGGCCGACACUGUAGCAUUCUGGCGCGGCCUGUGGUCAGAGCCCGUAAACCAUAGCGAGGGCCCUUGGACGGAAGUUGUGGCGAGUCAGUGUGCGGGUAUUACGCCCAUGGACCCCGUCAUCAUAACGCCGGAUGACGUAGCUGAGGCGGUUCGUAGGGCCCCGAACUGGAAAAGUCCGGGGCUUGACGGGCUGCAUCACUACUGGCUGAAGGGGUUCAUGGUGUGUCACUCUGUGCUCGCCCGACAGUUUCAAGAGGCUCUCAACCAGAAGUCGCUCCCAAGCCUCUUCACUACUGGGAUCACUCAUUUGGUUCCUAAAGACCAGGGGCCGCUGCCUGGGGGUCGCCGGGGCGCGUCUGGAGCUGGCGCUGGACGCGGCAGCAUGCGGGCCGCCAGCCGAGCGCGAGGAGCUGCACGGUCACCUAGCAGCCCUCCGCAUCCAUCAUCCCCACCAGAAGGCUUGGUGUCGGCUGGGUCUUCUCGGACUCAGCAAGCGGCACCCGCCGCUGGUGGAGCACGUCGCAUGCGUUGGUCACAAGAAAUGAAUGCAAACGCACUGCGGGCGUACUUUAGGGCAAAAGGGGAAGAAACUGGAUGUUUGGCGUAUCGGGCUAGGAUGCAUCGUCUUUUUGCUGAGCUGGAGCCAUCUUUAACCGUCACAGAGCAAAACCUGGCAGACCGAGUUCGGUAUAUCUUGCGCUCAAAUAUAUUUGAUGUCGCCGAACUCGAACGGCUACGACGUGAGGCUGUUCCCUCGUCGGAUGAGAAUGCUACGGCUGAGGAUGCGGCGCCACAAAUGGUAGAGCAACCCGCAAACGUGGAUGCCGCCGUGAAUACCCCAGUUGUGGUUGAUUCAAACGAUGAUGGAACAGUCGCCCAGGAACUGGAAUUAGAGCAUAUGAGGAGUAUAUUGGAAGAGGCGAUUGUGGAAACGCGCAGUACGCCUCUCGAAAAUCGACCGCGACUUCCCCGCAUAGCCCUAAGCAAGCGGAAUCGGGCUGUCGUGAGGGCUCUGAACCCAAUGCUGGUUACCUAUUUGGAAGCCAGCCGGGACCUUUGCGAGACGGACUCAAUUCUUUUUGGCGCCGCGCUGGCAGUCUGCCGUAUCAUAGGCGCCAAGGUUUCCACGGCUGGACGCGCUACUGGCCAUAGUAGCGCUAUCCCAGCAUGGAGAAGAAGAAUUGAGGAACGUAUCGCAAAGGCUAGAGCUCUCAUCGGCAGACUGAUAUGCUUCAGAUCAGGCAACAACAGGCCAAGAAUUGUGCGCACCGUCAGGAUGGCGUUUGCUGGGACAAAUGUCAGUUUGUCCCAGCCGGAUAUAACGCAAAAACUGACGGAGCGCAUAGAUGAUCUGAAGCAGAGAAUCGCUGCUUGGGGAAAGCGGAUUCGGCGAUAUACCGAGAGGUCGACACGGUUCAACCAGAAUCGUCUCUUCCAGAGUGAUCAGAAGAGGCUCUAUGAAUCAUUGGAGCGACCAAUGGUAAGUGGAACGGGUCCAGCACCGAAUCAGGCCGACACUGUAGCAUUCUGGCGCGGCCUGUGGUCAGAGCCCGUAAACCAUAGCGAGGGCCCUUGGACGGAAGUUGUGGCGAGUCAGUGUGCGGGUAUUACGCCCAUGGACCCCGUCAUCAUAACGCCGGAUGACGUAGCUGAGGCGGUUCGUAGGGCCCCGAACUGGAAAAGUCCGGGGCUUGACGGGCUGCAUCACUACUGGCUGAAGGGGUUCAUGGUGUGUCACUCUGUGCUCGCCCGACAGUUUCAAGAGGCUCUCAACCAGAAGUCGCUCCCAAGCCUCUUCACUACUGGGAUCACUCAUUUGGUUCCUAAAGACCAGGUAUCUUUACGUCCACCACUGAACAUGGACAUCCAAGAAAGUGUAUUCUUAGCAGAGCUGGAAAGUAUUAAUUCAAAGAUUUGUCAAAGUUAUCAAGCUUAA